This is a messenger RNA of Sabethes cyaneus, 2907 nucleotides long. RefSeq names its product myoneurin. NCBI's taxonomy places the organism in Eukaryota, Metazoa, Arthropoda, Insecta, Diptera, Culicidae. The transcript has 7 exons. Gene Ontology annotation, biological process: regulation of transcription by RNA polymerase II. The record is from RefSeq and is a predicted model, not a curated record. Gene Ontology annotation, molecular function: protein binding. Gene Ontology annotation, cellular component: nucleus. Bases 167 to 2539 code for a protein of 790 amino acids.
AUCAGCGCUUAAUUCGCGUAGUUGCGUAUCGCAAUAUUUUACAAUAAAGUCGCGGUUUUGCUUAAUUUUUGACUGAAGCAAACGUAAAAAUUGGACAUUAUAGUAAGUGCUUCCUGUUUAUAAGAAAACUUUUGGUAAAUAUCCGUAAAAUCUACAAUUGGCUAUCAUGGCAAAUAAUUCGACAUACCACUGUAUAGUGUGCACACUCACCAAGAUCCCAUUUGCUUCGUUGGGUAAAGAAAGUCAGCAUAAGAUAGUGAAAAGUGGCCGACCCAUGAAGCAGAUACCAAUAUUGCAAACCAAAUAUAAAAAUGCUUUCAACAUGAAAACUCACGGCUGGGUAACUGGCUGUGACAAAAAUCAACUUGUGUAUUGUUGGCCUUGUUUGUUGUUCAGUACUAGCGAAUACGACACAUGGGGAAGACGAGGCUUUAGCGAUUUUCAUCGGUUAUCGCAUGCCAUUUUUGAACAUUCAAAGGAUGCUUCCCAUCAAGCAAAGAGUACAACUUUAAAGCUGUGGAUGGAAAAUUCCUCCGAUGCAAGCGACGAUAGCAGCGACGAGGAACUUGAAUGUAUUCCCGAGCUAGAUUUUCUAAAUUCAAACGUGUCGGAUUCGGAAGAAGAGCUUGACAUCAAACCGAACGUGGAAGCGCUGAACGCUUCCUCCUCGUCCUCAUCACAACAGGCCGUGACAGCCAUUCUUGAUCUUUGUGACCCAGCGGGAGUUAAGGAGAUAGAAGUUUCCAGGAGCAGCCCGAUUGUGAUAAGGGACACAUCACCGGUUGCGUCCGUGAGCUCCGAUGUGGGGCCGCCUAUUUUAAUCGCUUCGUCAGCUGUAACUACCGCAGCCGCACCUGUUGCUUCUAUCCAAAAACCCGCCGCUGCUUCUCAAGAGGAAGAAAUUGCCAAAAUUUAUCGAGAUACAGUAGACAUGUCGAGCGGAACGGGUACGGAAAAGUAUCAGCUCAAGUGGCACUCUCACCAACAGAAUCUAAAUUCUUCGAUCUCUUGUCUUUAUAAAAAUGACAGAUACGCCGAUGUUAUGCUAAUAACUUGUAACAACGAAGAAAACUUCUCCAUAGCGGCUCACAAACUAGUUCUAGGAACAUCCAGUACGUAUUUCGCCAACAUCUUUGAAAAGAAUCUAACACCACCGAAUACCAUGACGUACAUCGUUCUGCCACCGGAACUGACCAGACGUGCACUGCAGACGUUGAUCCAGUACAUGUACACCGGCGAAUCGACCGUAUCGGUGGACAUCUUGAAUGAGGUCCUACGCGGUGGUGAGCUACUGAAAAUUCGUGGUCUCUGGCGAAAUCCUGGCGGAGCACCGGAAGGUGCAGCCUCUUCCGAGCACACCGUUCCUACCGGUACUCACGGUCGCCAUCGAACGGAAAGGAUUUCCGUUGACCGGAUACCGCUGCAGGAACCACGAGUAGCCCAGAAUCCAGUAUCCGUACACGAUAGUCCGGUGAUUGUGACAAAUUCAUCCAAAACUUACGGGAUAAGUCAGACCGCUCAAACACCGGCCAGCUCAUCAGCACCGAUUAUCAAUGUUAAAAAGGAUGUUGCCAUCGAUCCUGGGGCGGAACGGUGCAGAUCGGGCGCAGGUCAAUGUGGCGGUUUCUCACCUAAUACGAAACGAACUCACACGAUCAUAAAUCAGGAAAAUAGCCCUCAGACACCCCGGCAGCACAACAUCCCAAGGUUAUCCCCCUCCAGAGCGGUUCUCUCCAACACUGAAAAUGUUCCAAAUCCAGUCAGCGCCGCUCAAACAAUGCCGGAAGAACUGAAUUUUCUAAAUGUUAAAGAAGAGCCGGUAGAGUGGACGGAUGUUGGUGCUGGUGAAAUUAGUAUAGACAAAACAGGGCUCGCUCAGGUAAAAGUGGAAUUGAAAGAAGAAGGAAUCACUGACGCGAGAAGUAUAGAACAAGCACAGGAACAGGUGUAUUCUCCGUUAACAUGCGAACUGUGUAGUGAAACUUUCACCGUCCCAGCUGAAUGGGUACGUCACAUCGAAAGUCAUACGGAUACUCCACAUACGGCCACGAAGCGUCGACGUCGGAUGGGAAACGAUAACGACGCGGACACCACGGCCGCUCUGAAGUGCGAUCUGUGUGCCAUGUAUUUCGUAACUCCGGCCGAGUGGGUGCGUCACGUGCAGAGCACCCACACCGAAACCGAACUAGCCAUGUCCAACAACAGCACCCUUCCCAGGCGGAGUAGCAAAUCUUACGCCGGCUCGGACUUGCAGCAUCCACAGGCGGUUACGUUUACCACGUCGUCGUCGGCGGCGGCGCAUCAGCAACCACAGGAGCGGACUUGUUCCGUUUGCAACAAAGGCUUUCCAUCCUACGCUAGCAUGAUUAUUCACAAGCGAACACACACGGGUGAACGCCCAUUCUACUGUGAAAUCUGCAAUAAAGGCUUCAAUGUGAAGUCCAAUCUUUUGCGGCACAUGCGAACAUUGCACAACCAACAGGGCAGCCAAUCACCGACGCAAGGCGAUCCGGACAGCAGUCACAGUUCCAACGACUAGACGACCGGCGAUGGUCCUCUGGUGGUCUCGCGCGUUCUCUAGAGGUAGCAAGCUGUAUGUUAAAUGUUUUAACCUUAGGUAAGACCAAAAAUCGCAGUGCAGCAAACCCGUUUUUACGCCAAUCUAGCUUAACCAUCCUUUUGUACAGUCAAGUGUAAAUGUUAAGCGAAUCCGCUCUGUCACUUUUUCAACUAUCCUUAAGGCUUCCCUGAUGUAACGUUUUCGACCGCUUUCAAUCUCUAUGCACUAGUGCAAGUACCGCCGCUCACUAUCUACAUCUAGCGCGAGCGGGGCCAACGUCGUUGUCCAUAUUCAUUGUGGCAGUUAACAUUGAUCUACCGCUAAAACAUUUCGGUGGUGAUAGAAAG